GCCUGUAUGACGCUCCGCUGGCCCUCCGGGGGCCACUGCCGUGGGGGCGGGCUUUUUAUAGGGCGAGAGGUAGGGCACCCUUUGCAACCGGUAAAUACAAAACACGAAGAUUGGUAUUCGGGAUGGAUGGCCCAGAGACGCGACAUUUCUUAGAUUACAGGAACGAAACACACCCGUUAAGAUCCCGAGACCCGAUUCAGAGGUAUUAUAUCGGUCCCUCGCCUGCCUUCUCAUUCUAUGACGCUAUGAUCGAGUACGACGCAAUCCCUCAGUCUGCGGCUCCUCUCUCUGUCAUACCUGGGCGGAAAUACGGGCUCAGCAUUGUGCUUGAUACGGCAGAUGGGAGGAUAGUGGUGCUUGAUACGCAGGGUCCCGGUAACAGUGAUCCUUUGAUCCUGAAUCAAAACUGGGAGAAAAUGCCAGAGGAGUACAGAAUCGGUACCAAAUAUUAUGGAACCGAAGUCUUUGCUCGGUAUGGGUAUUUUGGCUUUCCUUGGGUUGAGCAGAAGCAGUGUGAUAAGGAUUCGUUGGAAGAGUUCAAUGGGAAAGGAUUCGAUAUUGAGAUGAGGAAGUUGAGGCACAAGAUCGAGGUCCAGUAUAUGCCCGAUUUGUAUUGCCUUGUUCCAAGGGAACAGGAGGCCAUUGAUGCCAUGAAGCGUUGGGGGGGGCUUGACAGAGGAGCAGAUUGCUUUUGCUGA
Messenger RNA from Hyaloscypha bicolor E, 698 nucleotides. RefSeq lists its product as uncharacterized. The record is from RefSeq and is a predicted model, not a curated record. The transcript has 2 exons. The annotation marks the transcript as partial. NCBI's taxonomy places the organism in Eukaryota, Fungi, Ascomycota, Leotiomycetes, Helotiales, Hyaloscyphaceae.